Molecule: messenger RNA, 747 nt
Organism: Suillus plorans
Lineage: Eukaryota; Fungi; Basidiomycota; Agaricomycetes; Boletales; Suillaceae
Exons: 4
Coding region: 1-747 (248 amino acids)
Source: RefSeq, a predicted model, not a curated record
AUGACACAGUCGGGUCUUCACAACCACCGCCUCACAACAUGUGUGUUAUUGCCUAAUCUCACUGCAUACAUCAAUGACAUGCUUGAACACAUCAUAGAAUUUAUUAAGAAAAAUAGCGAGAUAUUCAAGAUCCCAAAGUUCCUGUUUGAAGACAUCGAGCUCACUGCACAAUUAUCAAAACUUGUCAGCAAAGCACUUUCUUGCAUCUGCAGCAAUGUAAAGACUAAGCACCAUUGCUUGCAUAUCUUUCUUAUCGGCACCGGUAACUACAAGACCAUACCUCUAAAGGAUAUCUAUUCCCCAUUGCUCCUUCCAUCGCUCCACCAUGACCUUCAUGUCAAGGUUGGUGAUGCACUUGGCAUUAAUGUUGGAUUGGACAACUUCAACCAAGACCCCAUAGCUGAAGGUGAUGCUAAUCAAGUCCAGGAGAACAGUGCAGAUGGUAUGGGAAGCAUUGAAGGCAGCAUGAAUAGAGCAGAGGCUGGAGAUGAUGGACCCGAUUUUGAUGUUAACCAUGUUGGAGAUGAGGAGGAGGACGGCCUGGAAGGAAACAUGUCUGGCAUGGCAGAAACGUAUGAACUCGACCCCAAUGAUUGGGGAUUUGGUGGCCAUGGAAAGUGCACUAUCUUCAUGUCAACCAAAUUUUGGAAGUUUGUGGAUGCCUCGCUCGAGGGCGUUCUAUCAUCAGAAAGGAAGAGGACUGUUCCAAAGCUGCUUUCCAGCACCAAUCCUGUCACAACCCAAUAA